Fragaria vesca subsp. vesca is the source of this 6455-nucleotide messenger RNA. RefSeq names its product E3 ubiquitin-protein ligase listerin-like. Gene Ontology annotation, molecular function: zinc ion binding; ribosomal large subunit binding; ubiquitin protein ligase activity. The transcript has 16 exons. The record is from RefSeq and is a predicted model, not a curated record. Bases 98 to 5845 code for a protein of 1915 amino acids. Lineage: Eukaryota; Viridiplantae; Streptophyta; Magnoliopsida; Rosales; Rosaceae. Gene Ontology annotation, biological process: ribosome-associated ubiquitin-dependent protein catabolic process; rescue of stalled cytosolic ribosome. Gene Ontology annotation, cellular component: RQC complex; cytosol.
AGGGCUCAAAAGAAAACCUCUCUUCUUUCUCUUCCUGUUUGCUCUGCAACUCGCUCCUCCAAUACUACGUCGUUUCGAAAACCCUGUACAGUAAAUAAUGGGGAAGCAGAAGGGAGACGGAGCUAGGAGCAAGGCCCGGCCUUCCAGUAGCAGUUUGGCGGCGUCGCUGUUGCCUUCGGGUUCUACUGCGGCCGUGGGCUUCGGUGGCUACGUCGGAGGCUCUCGCCUCGACGCUCCUCCUUCCGGCGGCGACGAUUCACGGCCCUAUUUGGAAGUAGAUAGUGAUUUGGCUCUACAUUUGAAGAGGCUUGCAAGGAAAGAUCCCACCACCAAGCUUAAAGCUUUGGCGUCUCUAUCCACGCUGCUGAAGGAAAAGUCCACAAAGGACAUAAUACCAGCCAUUCCACAAUGGGGAUUUGAAUACAAAAGGCUUGUGGUGGACUACAAUAGGGAUGUGCGGCGAGCAACUCAUGACACAAUGAACAAUCUUGUCACCGCCGUUGGGAGAGAUUUAGCUCCACAGCUCAAAUCUCUGAUGGGACCAUGGUGGUUUUCUCAAUUUGACCCAGUAUCUGAAGUUUCACAAGCUGCAAAGCGAUCAUUUCAGGUUAACUUGCAAGUACAUCCUAAUUUAGUGUUAUUUAUAGCAGUGUUUUCAGCUCCAGAAAAGAGACUAGAUGCUUUAAUUUUAUGCACGGCAGAGAUUUUUGUUUAUUUGGAAGAAAAUCUGAGGCUCACGCCAGAAAGUAUGUCCGAUAAAGGAACUGCUCUGGAUGAAUUACAAGAGAUGCAUCAGCAGGUGAUAUCAUCAUCAUUGCUGGCAUUGGCCACACUUCUUGAUGUCUUGGUUUGCUUACAAGUAGAAAGACCAGGCACCGUAAACAUAGCUGCUCAACCAAAACAUGCUUUGAAGGCUAGGGAAACUGCUAUUUCUUGUGCCGAAAAGAUGUUCACUGCUCAUAGAUUUUUUUUAGACUUCCUGAAAUCCCCAAGUCCAGCUAUCCGAUCAGCCACAUAUUAUGUAUUGAGUAGUUUCAUAAAAAAUGUCCCUCAAGCCUUUAAUGAAGGAAAUAUGAAAACUCUUGCUGCUGCACUAUUAGGUGGAUUUCAGGAGAAGGAUCCUGCUUGUCAUUCAUCAAUGUGGGAUGCAAUUUUACUGUUUUCGAGUAAAUUUCCUGAAAGUUGGACUUCGGUCAAUGUACAGAAAGCUGUACUGAAUCGGUUUUGGGAUUUCCUUAGAAAUAGGUGCUUUGGAUCUCAACAGGUUUCUUAUCCAUCUUUGAUUCUAUUCUUACAAACCGUGCCAUCUAAAGCGGUAGUUGCAGAAACUUUCUUUCUUGAAUUUUUCAAGAACCUCUGGGCGGGAAGAAAUCCAUCACAUUCCUUGGAUGCAGAUAGAGUAGCAUAUUUUCAAGCGUUUCAAGAAUGCUUUCUUUGGGCAUUGCAUAAUGCGUCAAGAUAUUGCAAUGGAGUGGAUUCCAUCAGUGCUUUUCGAGCAACUCUUGUUAAAAGUGUUCUGGUAAAGCUAUUGUGGCAAGACUACAUUUCCUCUAGUAGCUCAAGAAAGAAGGAGAAAACAUCGCUGGGAUUAUCAGCAGAUUCUUGUGAAAGUGAUUUAACUUCGAACAAGAAGACUGUUGAAACUUUGAAUAUCACGUACCCAAUGAGCUACUUUAAUGAGUUGGCAAACUGCAUUGUUGCGGUUCUUUCAGGCAUUCAUUUGCUGGAGCAUGAUUUGCUCUCAGUUUUCGCUGCAGAAUUUCAGGAAAACUGUCGUGGUUUCUUUCAGCAUGCUAGUAACUUGGAAAAAGAAAGUGAGUUUGCAGAACGAGUUACACAGUUUAUAUCAUUACUUGGGGAAUGUUCAAUGCAGAAUGGUGGAGGUUGGCCUUUGGCUUCUCUAGUUGGACCAAUGUUGGCUAAUUCCUUUGCAGUGAUGAGAUCACAUGAUUCACCAAGUUGUGUGAAGAUUCUAGCACAGUCUGUUUCUGUAUUUGGGCCACAUAAGAUAAUCCACGAACUUCGUAUUCACAAUAUGUCUCCACAUGAGGGUGAUACAGCAUUAGAGGAAGAAACAUUCCUGCAAAUGUUCAAGGGAACAUUUGUUCCAUGGUGUCUCAGUGGGAAUAGUUGCUCUUUGAGUGCUCGUCUUGACCUGUUACUUGCAUUGCUUGAUGAUGAAUAUUUCUUUGAGCAGUGGGAUAGUGUUAUCAGAUAUGCUACUAACCUGGAGUAUUCUGGAUCUGCACCCUGCUCUUUGGAUUCUGACCGGAUAACUAUCUUAGCAAUGCUUUUAGAGAAAGCAAGAAAUGAAAUCACAAAAGCGAAAGUAGGAAUUUCUAUCUGCACGAACAUGGGCAACAUAGAUCAUUGGCAUCACGAGCUUCUAGAGUCAACUGUGGUUGCUGUUGCUCGAUCCUCACCUCCUUUCGGAGCUUCUAGUUCUCAAUUUUUGUGUACUGUUGUUGGUGGUCCAACAAAGAGCAAUCAAAUUUCUCUGGUGUCAAGAAAUACGUUGGUCCUGAUAUUUGAAGAGGUUUUCAAGAAGUUACUUUCAUUUAUUCUGGCAUCCUCGUUUACUUGGGUCAGGGAUGCAGGUUCUCUAUUGACGCCCAAUCUAUUGACUGCUGGGGCAAACACCAUUGGGUCUGAAUUUGAAAGUUCAGUGAGCAUGUUUGAGAUGGCUCAAUUUGCUCUUGAAGUACUUGAUGGCGGCUUAUAUUCAUUGAAGACACUUGGUGAAGAAAGUGGGCUGACUCCAGCUAUUUUAGCUGCAAUUUUUCUUAUUGAUUGGGAGUUUCUGGAACUGACAAUGAUAGAUGAUGGACCUGAUGAUAAAUCAAAGGAAAUAUUGAAGGCCAGGCUGGGAUUUGGUGAAUCUUUCCAUGCAUUUAGAUGUAAGUUAGGUAAUCAAUUCUGGAAAACACUCAGUUUACACAAUCGAAAGGCACUUGGACAAAAAUUGAUUCAGUGCAUGAGAUCCGCCAUCUUCAAUGAAGAGGAAAUGGACACAGAGAAGUUCACGUCACUGUGCUGCUUGUGGAUGCUUGAAAUUCUGGACUGUCUCUCUGAGGAUCCCUUUGAGGAACAGGAUCUGCUGGACCGACUUCUCUGCCAAGGUGAGAGAUGGCCUUUGUGGAUAGUUCCGGAAUUUAGCAGGCAAGAGGGAACAGUUGCCAAAGACUUCUCUAUCCAAGACUUUGGCCAUCGGAAGUUUAUUUCAUUUAUUGACAAGAUGAUAUCAGAAAUUGGGAUUGAUAGAGUUGUUGCCAGUUGUGGUAGAAAUGCUCUCCCUCUGUCUGAGGAAGCAACAAAUGAAAACCUGACUCGAUCUUGGCUUGCUGCUGAAAUAUUAUGCUCCUGGAAGUGGCCAGGAGGAAGUGUAGUAGCUUCAUUCUUACCUUCAUUAAGCGCGUAUGCCAAGAGUAAAAAUUUCUCUUCCCAGGAGAGCUUGCUAGAUUCUAUUUUCAACAUUUUACUUGAUGGUACACUUGUUCAGGGAGGAUGUGCUGCACAGAAUUUCGUCUAUUUAUGUGCUGCUUCAAGUGAUGAGGUGGAGGAUAUUGAAGAACCAUUCUUAAGAGCUCUUGUAGCUUUUCUUUUAACUUUGUUUAAUGAUAAUAUAUGGGGUUACAAGAAAGCUAUGGAGCUGUUUGCACUGCUUGUAAAUAAACUUUAUGUUGGAGAAGCAACAAAUGCAAACUGUUUGAGGAUUCUUCCUGUGAUCGUCAAUGCUCUUAUACUACCAUUAAGUCAAAGAAGCAUCAGAUCUAAUGACUCUAGUGGAGAUGCUCAACAUGAUUCUUCUGGGGAAAAUCAUAUACACGAUGUUAUUGAAGGCUGGCUUAGAAAAGCUCUAUCAUUUCCACCUUUGAUUACGUGGCAAACAGGAGAAGAUAUGGAAGAUUGGAUGCAGCUGGUUAUUUCUUGUUAUCCCUUUAGUGUAGUGGAAGGCAUACAAACACCAAAGCUGGAGAGAAGGAUUAGCUUGGUAGAGAGAAAGCUCCUACUUGAAUUGUUUCGGAAGCAGAGACAUGGUGUUGGAACAUCAGCUGUAAUUAAUCAGCUUCCAGUUGUUCAGAUGUUGCUAUCAAAGCUUAUGGUCGUUUCAGUUGGUUAUUGUUGGAAAGAAUUUGAUGAAGAAGACUGGGAGUUUGUCUUAUCUCAGAUAAGACGCUGGCUGCAGACUGUCGUUGUAAUGAUGGAGGAAAUUGCUGAAAAUGUCAACGACACUAUCACUAGCAGCUUUACUUCUGAUAACUUGGAUGCUCUCAUUGAUAACCUUGGCAAAAUUGUUUUCGUUUCAGAUCCCUUUCCUAUGGACAUUGCCAAAAAUGCCCUUCUAUCAUUUUCUCUGUCAUGUGGAUCUUUUGGUCGCCAACAGGCAGAAGAUGCAGAUAACUUGAAUCCUGUGAGAACAGAAAGAUGGGACCCCAUCAAAAAUAGAAUUUUAGAAGGCAUCCUUAGACUGUUUUUCUGCACGGGUAUUGCUGAGGCCAUUGCAAGCUCCUGUUGUCAUGAGGCUGCAUUUAUUGUAUCCGCAUCCCGAUUUGAACAUUCCUAUUUCUGGGAGUUGGUGGCCUCAAGUGUUGUCAACUCGUCAACAGAUGCCAUAGAUAGGGCAGUGAAGUCAGUAGAAUUCUGGGGGCUAAGCAAAGGACCCAUAAGCUCUUUGUAUGCUAUCCUCUUUUCUGCCAAAUCAGUUCCUUUGUUGCAGUUUUCUGCUUACUUUAUUCUUUCAACUGAACUUGUUUUACCCCUGGCUAUUGUUGAAGAAGACAAAAGUUACUUGGAUGGUGUCAGUAACAAUGAAGAGGUGUUAUCCCCUCCUGACAUGUCAACAGAAACGGAUAUUCAUUUGAGAGCUGAAAUAUCUUGCAUGAUUGAAAAGUUGCCUAGUAAUGUUCUCGAGAUGGAUUUGCUGGCAGAUCAAAGGGUACAUGUUUUCCUUGCUUGGUCCUUGUUGUUAUCACAUUUAGGGUCAUUACCAUCGUCAUCUCCUACGAGGGAGAGACUGGUCCAGUAUGUACAAGAUUCUGCUAGUUCAGUAAUAUUAGAUUGCCUCUUCCAGCAUAUUCCUCUAGAACAGUGGAUUCUUAAGAAGAAAGAUGAAGAACUUCCUGCUGGUAUAGCAGAAGCUGCAGCUUCAGCAACACGUUCCAUUAGAACUGGUUCAUUAUUGUUUGCUGUACAAUCUCUCUGGCCUGUUAAACCACUAAAAAUGGCUUCACUUGCUGGAGCAAUGUUUGGUCGGAUGCUCCACAUUCUUCCCGCCUAUGUAAGACAGUGGUCCAAUGAUUUACGUGACCGCUCAACAUUAUCAGGAAUUGAAUCAUUCACAAGAGCAUGGUGCAGCCCACAUCUAAUCGCUGGCGAAUUAAGCCAGAUUAAAAAGGAUGAAAUUGCUGACGAGAAUUUCACCAUUGCUGUAAGCAAAUCAGCAAAUGAGGUUGUUGCUACUUAUACAAAGGAUGAAACUGCAAUGAAUCUUGUAAUUCGUCUUCCUUCAUCUUACCCAUUACGGCCAGUUGAUGUUGACUGUACAAGGAGUCUAGGUAUUAGUGAAGCAAAACAGAGGAAAUGGUCAAUGUCUAUGACAUCAUUCGUGCGGAAUCAGAAUGGAGCUUUAGCAGAAGCUAUUCGGAUAUGGAAGCGCAACUUUGACAAGGAGUUUGAAGGUGUUGAGGAGUGUCCUAUAUGUUACAGUGUCAUCCAUACUGUCAACCACGCCCUUCCUCGUCUUGCAUGCAAAACCUGCAAGCACAAGUUCCACUCGGCCUGCCUCUACAAGUGGUUCUCAACUUCUCAUAAAUCAACUUGCCCAUUGUGCCAGUCUCCAUUUUAACCAGGUUAAUCAAAUCUGUAGUAGCAUAUCCACUGAGUAAAAGGAUCUUGAUACAGUCAAAUAGUAAGAGAUACAACCAGAAUUCAGACCUCAAUUGCCACAGAAAUGCUGACUUCACUGCAAGAGAUGGAGCAUAGUACGUUGCGAGAGCCAGAUUGUACUGUUGCAAAAAUUGAUGAUGUUUAGCUUUUGAUCGUCAUCAGUGACCGCUUUGAAAAGUGCUUCGGAGAAGGAAUCGGAGUUUCAAUAUUUUGAGUUCUCACCGACUAGUAACUAGUGCAUCAAAAUUUUGAAAGCAAUGAGAGGUGUCUGAACUUUUAAGAUACAGCUAGUUUGGAAUUUUAUAGUUUUAAUGAUUUUCACUACCAUGCAAACAAUAGCUUAUAGCUUUUAGAUGUCAGCAUCUUAUUAUGGGUAUUGCUCUCGUAUGUAUCAAAUUGUCUUCUUUCUUUUUCCCAGGUAUCAUUAGUUUCUACUGAUCUUGUUGCUAAAUCAAGACAUCCGUCCUUCAAUUUUUAUGUGAGGAUUUUGCUGAUAAAUUUAUUGAUGAUAAAGAUAAGAAAAAGGGGCGGGCCUCUAUUCUUCUGUAACAUAUAGUUGUCUCCGACCG